Stylophora pistillata is the source of this 895-nucleotide messenger RNA. Its product is annotated as apelin receptor B-like. Lineage: Eukaryota; Metazoa; Cnidaria; Anthozoa; Scleractinia; Pocilloporidae. Gene Ontology annotation, molecular function: G protein-coupled receptor activity. Gene Ontology annotation, cellular component: plasma membrane. Gene Ontology annotation, biological process: G protein-coupled receptor signaling pathway. The record is from RefSeq and is a predicted model, not a curated record.
CGUCAAAAUGGAGAGAAGUGACUCUUUUUCUAUAACCAUUGUGAUUCUGUUCAGUGUUUUCUACAUUUCUGUUCUCAUUUUAUCCACAGUCGGAAACAUAUGGGUCCUGGUAACCUGCUACAAGACUUUGAGACAAAGACAUUCCCCCUUUAUGUGGCUGUUGGCAAAUCUAGCCUCAGCUGACCUUUGUUUUACAGUCUUAACCAUCUUCAACAGCAUUGCAUUUCUGUGGCGAUGGCUGGGUGGUAACGUCACUUGCAAACUACAAGGAUUCUUAAUCGAAGCGAGUUACACAACUACGAUCAUGACACUUUCGACUAUAAGCUACGAACGACUUAAGGCCACAACGAACCCAAUCGACGCUCGGGUGAUAAGUUGGUCCGGCGGACAAUACUUUAAACUUAUCAUAAUCUGGAGUUGUAGCCUACUCGUAUGUAUGCCUUUGUUGUUCAUUUACCAAGUGGAAACGCAACAGAACAACGUUUUGUGCCUUGCUAAAAAGAGGACUAAUUUUUUCCCACAAAUCUUCUACAGUGUACAUGCAAUGAUCUUCUUUGUGGCUCCACUGCUGUACAUGAUUUACACACAAAGGCGCAUUUUUCGAAGCCUCCGAGUAGCGUCAUUAAGAACCUCGACCUUCAGCUUCCGCUCAAAGCAGAGGCAGCGGAAGAUUGCAAAGACACUUUUAGUUCUAACUGUAACGUUUGUACUCUGUUGGUCUCCUUUUAUGAUCAUACGGACGUUAACCUAUUAUAAUUUAGCGACGCCUGGCUUUGCUUGGAAAAUGUCGCAGCUCUUAAUCUUCCUCAAUACUGUUUUAGAUCCUUUGUUAUACGGCUUCUAUGGAGGACAUCUGACGUCCUUCUUGCGGUCAAGACUUACAUGUCCAUGUUAG